AUCUGUGAAUGAAGAGAAGAUCCACAACUCAGUCUUUCAAACCGUGCAGCAUUUCAUGUAAGGAUUGUGGACUAAAGUUUACACACUGGGACGUCUACAAGACUCACCUGCACCAGCAUGCCCUGGAAGAGGAGGGGGAAGAAGCUCAGACGGGAGACGACCUGAAUCCCGCAGCAAAACUGGAUUCUGAGAGAACGGACGAUGGAGAAAACGGAGGUGAAGACACGGAUGGUGAUGCAGACGGGUGCGACAUGGGCACUUCAUUGCAAACCCAAACCUCAGGCUUAACACAAGGUGUUGAAGUUGCCCCAGCUUCAAGGAAAAAGAAACCUAGGAAGGGUUAUGCUUGCUUGGACUGUGGGAAGCUUUAUACAUACCUGGUUUCAUUCACAAAACACCAACAGCUGCAUGAAAACCAACAAUCAUCUAAAACGACAAGUCAGAAUUUGCGUGAAUAUCAGUGUCCAGACUGUGGGAUGUCAUUUAUCAGGCGAGCGCGGCUGCUCGGUCACCUGAGAGUUCACAGGUCACUUCAAUCAAAACCUCCCAGAUGUGAUCAGUGUAACAAAAACUUUAGUUCUAUAAAGUCAUGGCUGUCUCACGUCGAUCUCCAUAAACAGAAACCAUUUUGGUGUUUAAGUUGUGCCAAAGGCUAUAAAGAUGAAGCGUCACUAGAUAAACACCUGCACACUCACAAUCUCACAAGAACACAUACAUGCAAUAUUUGCCACAAGAGCUUUUACUUGUCUAGACACCUCAGGAACCACCACAACACCCACACUGGAGCAAGACCUUACCAGUGCACAUUGUGCGGGAAGAGCUUUUCCCAUCCUGGAAAUCUGUUUGCACACCGCAGUAGGCAUUUUAGAAAAUAUGCUGGGUCCCGUGGGAUUCCUCUGGGGAUCAAGAAUUCUGCGAUUAUUGCAAAGAAGCGAGUGAUUCAAAAAAAGAGACUUCUUCUCGCUAGUGUUAAAGAGGAGACAAACAUGGAUACAAACAUGCAAGAGCUGCCAGGAAAGGAAAAAUGCGUGGGGAAAAAUUAUACCCUCGAGCCAUGGAAUGAUGCUGGGUCUGGGGAUCGCGCAAACUCUGAAGAGUCUGAUUGCGGAGAGCCUUUGGAUCAUUUCAAGCUUUCCAAAUCACCCGGCUGGACUGGAUCUUAUCCCCUGGCUGAGUUGAAAUCCGAAAGCAGACGAGGACAGAAGCUAGAUGAGAGGGAGUCAAAGGAAACAAACCUGUACAGAGAGCAUAAGUAUUGGGAAUGGGAGUGUAUUGAAUGUGAUAUGGGCUUUGAUGAAGUAGCAAAGCUGCAUUUGCAUUACAUAAAACAUGCUACUGGGGAGCUGCCGAUACCACAGGAUGAUUCUGAGGGUUGAAGGCUUACAGAAUUAUCUCAUACUGGUGCCUUUGUUGACCUUAGCCUUACUUUUUUUUUAUUUUCUUUUAUACAUUUCCUACUGUUAAAGAUGCAAGGUUAGGGUUAAGAAACAAAGGGUUAACAUGUGUUGUUGAUGACUUUCUUAUUAGUAUAAGAGGAGAAUAAUAACGAGUAUCUACAAUCUAGGCCUCAACAGUUCAUGCCUGAUGCUAGGAGAUUAUACUACAGGUUUUUAAUGUAUAUUCGGUGCUGCAAAACCAUUGUAAUGAACCAAAGGGAAAGAAACUGAAUUGAAAAUGUAAAACUGAAGUAAAGCUACCACCCUCUACUUGUAAAACCAAAUAAAAUGAAAUGCAUUCCAAAUGUU
Molecule: messenger RNA, 1745 nt
Organism: Perca fluviatilis (European perch)
Lineage: Eukaryota; Metazoa; Chordata; Actinopteri; Perciformes; Percidae
Product: zinc finger protein 135-like
Exons: 2
Coding region: 9-1376 (455 amino acids)
Biological process (GO): regulation of transcription by RNA polymerase II
Molecular function (GO): RNA polymerase II cis-regulatory region sequence-specific DNA binding; DNA-binding transcription factor activity
Source: RefSeq, a predicted model, not a curated record